Colletotrichum lupini is the source of this 1158-nucleotide messenger RNA. RefSeq lists its product as uncharacterized. Lineage: Eukaryota; Fungi; Ascomycota; Sordariomycetes; Glomerellales; Glomerellaceae. The record is from RefSeq and is a predicted model, not a curated record. The transcript has a single exon. The coding region runs from base 1 to 1158 and encodes 385 amino acids.
AUGAAAAGUAUCACCUUCCUGGCCGGCAUCCUGCUGGUCUCCGUCGGCCCCUCCCUCAUCAACGCUGAUACCAUUCGGGGUCCGCGUCCGACAACCACAGCCGUGGCCGAGGACUCCUCCCUCUCGAAUCUCCCCCCUAUGUUAAUCCUCGAGAUCAUCAACAUGGAGAAGAAGAGGAAGGGAAAGGGGAACAAGACCACGACCGCAGUAGUAAGCGAGAAGACCAACCCGGCAAAACGCCCCCCUUCUCUACCAAUCAUCAUCGAGACACACCACGAGAUCAUCAAGCCAAAGACACCCAAGACCGCUGCUCUCAAGAGAGAUGCUCCUCAGCCUACUGCCCCCCUUCAGGCGCGCGAGCAGCGAAGCGGUGAGGCGGAUGAGAAUGCCGAGUCCUCCUCCCUCUGCACGCAUAAUAAGUGCCCCAAGGAGAUGGAGGUCACCCGCACCCUCGAGCCUAGACAGCAACAGGAGACGGACGACGCCGAGCCCUCCGCUGACGAGGAUGACGCCGACUCCUACAGAGACUGUCCCAAGAGGCGCUCGCGCAAGGCCAAAAUCGCGAGUAUGGAGGCUACCAAGACCCUCGAGCCCAGACAGCUGGUCGUAGAGACUGCCGCCGCCGAGCCCUCUACCGGCGAAGACGUCGAUUCCUACCUCUGUACACACGAAGACUGCCCUCAUAAGUUUGCGCGUCUGGUGAAGCCACGGGCCGCGAAGCCCCUCGAGCCCAGGCAGCUGUACGUGCCGACUAGCACUGCCGAGCCUUCUGCGGACGAAGAGGAGGAGACGGAGGAGAAGGAUGAUGAGUACUACGCCAUGCCGCCCCCUCGCACCCGUCGCUUGAGGUGCAAGGGCAGACACAGCAGAACCGCUUCCAGCACGGCGACUCCUACUUCUUCCACCACUUCAUCGACCACCUCGUCUGCCACCUCGUCCAGCACCGGCACCGUUACUGUCACCGUGACGCCGACUGCCACCACCAGCUCGAGCUCCUCUUCUUCCACCAGCACUUCCUCAUCCUCCUCCACUUCCACCAACGCACCCGAUGGCGCUGUUACGCGCACCACCACGAUCACCGUGACCGCGGACCCGACCUACACCCCGACUUACAUCCUGAAGCCGUACCCGACGACCUUCCGCAAGGUCAGGGCUUAA